Adineta steineri is the source of this 726-nucleotide messenger RNA. The record is from the annotation of a GenBank genome assembly. NCBI's taxonomy places the organism in Eukaryota, Metazoa, Rotifera, Eurotatoria, Adinetida, Adinetidae.
AUGCCAACAGAUAAAGCUAAAGAAUCAGCAGCUAUUGCUGCCGUUGAUGAACAUAUUAAUGCUAAUGUUCAUAUUAUUGGUAUUGGAUCAGGUUCAACAAUUGUUCCAGCAGUAAAAAAGAUUGCGGAAAUGGUUAAAAAAGACAAACUUGAUUUAAUUUGUGUUCCAACUUCAUUACAAGCUCGUGAACUUAUUCUUUCUAAUGGCUUAAAAUUGGGUAGUCUUAUUGAAUAUCAAGAACUUGAUCUUGCUAUUGAUGGUGCGGAUGAAGUCGAUGAACAAUUUAAUUGUAUUAAAGGUGGGGGUGGAUGUCAAACUCAAGAAAAACUUGUAGCCAUAUGUGCAAAAAAAUUUAUUGUUGUAGCUGAUGAAAAGAAAUGGUCGAAAAAUUUAGGUGAUCAAUGGAAGAAAGGAAUUCCAAUUGAAGUUCUACCAAUCGCAUAUAAAAUAACAAAAAAAGAAAUUGAAAAACAACUUGGUGGUGAAGUUGUUGUUCGUGAAGGAACAGAGAAAUUAGGUCCAGUAUUAACUGAUCAAGCAAAUUUUAUUCUUGAUUGGAAAUUUGAUUCUUCAAAAGUUUCAAAUUGGUCAGAUAUUAAUACUAAAUUAAAACUGAUACCUGGUGUCGUCGAAACCGGUUUAUUCAUAAAUAUGAUUUCUAAAGCAUAUUUUGGUAACAGUGAAGGCAAAGUUCAAGUCAAAACAAACUCGUCAAUAUCUUCAUAA